This is a messenger RNA of Phoenix dactylifera (date palm), 2058 nucleotides long. NCBI's taxonomy places the organism in Eukaryota, Viridiplantae, Streptophyta, Magnoliopsida, Arecales, Arecaceae. The record is from RefSeq and is a predicted model, not a curated record.
CAGCACACACGAACUAAUUUGGCAAGGUACAAAAUUUCAGAAUUUGCCUCUUAAAAAAGUUAAAUUUGCCAAAAUUCAGAAAUAGAUUUAAUAAAAUUUACAAAGUAAAAGAAAAUUAUAUAAAAUAAUUAGUAUAGUAGUAGAAAGAAGCGUGGCAGAGGCAACAACUAUAGAUAUUAAUGAAAGCAUCAUUUCUCUAAUGGGGCAUAGAUGGUCAAGUCUGAUUUGAUAAUUUCUCAAUAAGUUGGAGAACACUGUUACCACGUCCUCAAAGGAUAAAUCCAGAAUACACAGACCGGAGAACUUCAUAUGUCCAUGAUAGGGUAACAAAUGGUAGAAAGGUAUGUCAUAUGUUCACACAUUUGAGCACUCAAAAAAAAGUCUGUAAAUAUUGUUCAUGCGUCCAAGAACAUGGAAAUGAGCUGCACUGUAAUAAGUCAAGCUGGUCUUUAAUUACAAUAAAAAUGACCUAAUUCAACUAAAAAAAGUCAAAUGUUAAAAUAUUGUUAAAUUUCUUAAUUAUGUUGCUGCAUGCCACAGGAGAAACAUUUCUAUAUUGGUUUGGACCCCAUCCAACGAUACGUAUCACUGAUCCAGAGUUGGCUAAACAAGUGCUAUCGAACAAAUUUGGUUUCUUCCCAAAGGAGACACCAAUUCCUAGCCUACUGGCUUUAUUGGGUAAGGGUUUGCCUCUCACUCAAGGGGCGGAAUGGGCAAGGCACCGGCAUGUUGUCAGUCCUGUUUUUAUAAUGGAUAAGCUCAAGACGAUGACAAAGAAGAUGGCAGCAUGUGCUCAAUCCAUGCUAGAAUGAUGGCAAGAUCAGGCAACUCAAGCUGACGGACAAAGAGAGAUAGAGGUCAGCAGCCAAUUUCAAGAGUUAACAGCAGAUGUAAUCUCCCACAUAGCUUUUGGAAGCAGUUAUGUUGAAGGCAAGGAAGUCUUUCAGGCACAAAAGGAGCUUCAGACACCUGCAGCAGAAAGUCUUCUCAAUGUGAACAUCCCUGGAUACAAAUAUAUUCCUUCUAGGAGGAAUCUGCACAGGUGGAAGCUAGAAAGAAGAGUGAGGAACACACUGAUGCACAUCAUACAGGGCCGAUUAGAUUCGAAGGACUCCAGCUAUGCAAAUGAUCUGCUUGGGUUGAUGAUGGAGUCUUGCAGAUCAAACCCUAAUCAAGAGCGAAUGGGUCAAAUAUUGAGCAUGAAUGAGAUCAUAGAUGAGUGCAAGACAUUCUUCUUUGCUGGACAGGAGACCACCUCCCAUUUGCUUACUUGGACUGUGCUCCUGUUGUGUACCAACCAAGAAUGGCAGGAGAGGCUCAGAGAGGAGGUGCUCAGAGAAUGUGGUAUAGGAAUUCCCAAUGCAGACAUGCUCAGCAAGUUAAAAUUGGUUGCCAUGGUUCUCUUAGAAGCCUUGAGGCUCUAUGGUCCAGCAAUCAUGAUGCAAAGAAUGGCUGCUAAAGAUUUGACUUUAGGAAACCUAGUGAUUCCGAAGGACACCAGACUGGCAAUACCAAUUGCAAUUAUUCAUAGGAAUAAAGAGGUUUGGGGAGCUGAUGCUGAUGAGUUCAAUCCUCUUAGAUACAAGAAUGGGAUAUCAAAAGCUGCCAAGCACCCCAAUGUACUACUUGCAUUCUCGAUAGGACCGAGAGCAUGCAUUGGUCAAAACUUUGCAAUGUUGGAAGCGAAAUCCGUGAUCGCCAUGAUCCUCCAGAGGUUCUCAUUAUCUCUCUCCAACUAUAUACAUGCACCAGCGGACAUGCUUACCCUUCAGCCGCAGUAUGGGCUUCCUAUACUUCUAAGACCCUUGAAUGUCUGAAACACCCAUUCCAUUAUUAGCAUAGUUAUCUCUGUGUAUGUGAUUGUGCCAUGUCAUAUUACUGUCUCAUUGCUAUCUUCCAUCGAAGCUUGGUCUUGAUUUUUUUUUGGCUUGUUAAUGUUUUAAGAUCUCUGAUGUGUGCAAGAGACACUCAGCUAUCAUUAGCUCACUUCUCUAUAUGUAUAUGAGUGUACUAUGUAAAGUUACUAUCUUCCAUGAGAACUUGGUCUUGAUAAAUCUA